This is a messenger RNA of Myotis davidii, 1472 nucleotides long. RefSeq names its product fructose-1,6-bisphosphatase isozyme 2. Gene Ontology annotation, molecular function: fructose 1,6-bisphosphate 1-phosphatase activity. The transcript is spliced from 8 exons. Gene Ontology annotation, biological process: fructose metabolic process; sucrose biosynthetic process; fructose 6-phosphate metabolic process. Gene Ontology annotation, cellular component: cytosol; cytoplasm. The record is from RefSeq and is a predicted model, not a curated record. Lineage: Eukaryota; Metazoa; Chordata; Mammalia; Chiroptera; Vespertilionidae. The coding region runs from base 103 to 1251 and encodes 382 amino acids.
GGUCCUGGCCAGCUCUGCUACCACGGAGCUACAGCUCUCGGAGACAAGCAAGGGUUUCUUUCUGCAGGAAAAAGAGGGAGGUUUGAAAAAAGACCAGCCACAAUGACGGACAGAAGCCCCUUCGAAACGGACAUGCUCACCCUCACCCGCUAUGUGAUGGAAAAGGGGCGGCAGGCGAAGGGGACAGGGGAGCUCACGCAGCUGCUGAACUCCAUGCUGACGGCCAUCAAGGCCAUCUCCUCGGCCGUGCGCAAGGCCGGCCUGGCCAACCUGUAUGGGAUUGCGGGAAGUGUGAACGUGACAGGGGACGAGGUGAAGAAACUGGAUGUGUUGUCCAACUCCCUGGUGAUCAACAUGCUCCAGUCCUCCUACAGCACCUGUGUGCUGGUCUCAGAAGAGAAUAAAGAGGCGAUAAUCACCCCCAAGGACAAGAGGGGGAAGUAUGUGGUCUGCUUUGACCCCCUGGAUGGAUCUUCCAACAUCGACUGUCUGGCCUCCAUUGGCACCAUAUUUGCCAUCUACAGGAAGACCUCGGAGGAGGAGCCUUCAGAAAAGGAUGCCCUGCAGCCGGGCCGCCACAUCGUGGCCGCGGGCUAUGCCCUCUACGGCAGUGCCACCCUGGUGGCUCUUUCCACUGGGCAAGGAGUGGACCUCUUCAUGCUUGACCCAGCUCUUGGUGAAUUUGUUCUGGUAGAAAAAGAGGUCAAAAUUAAAAAGAAAGGAAAUAUUUACAGCCUCAAUGAGGGCUACGCCAAGUAUUUUGAUGCUGCCACCACGGAAUAUGUGCAGAAAAAGAAAGGCAUUGGGGACUUUAUGUGGCUGUUAAUACAGCCCAAACCAUCCAUUAAGCGUGCCCGCCAUCCAGGGAGAGCUUCUAAGGCAGAAAUGGGCACAUUGUUAAAGAAUUUCCGGAUCAAGUGUAAAGUCUGGCCUAAAGACAGCGGGACGCCCUAUGGGGCCAGGUAUGUGGGCUCCAUGGUGGCCGAUGUGCACCGCACCCUGGUCUAUGGAGGGAUUUUCCUAUACCCAGCGAACCAGAAAAACCCUAAGGGCAAGCUCCGGCUCCUGUACGAGUGCAAUCCUGUGGCCUUCAUCAUUGAGCAGGCGGGGGGCUUGGCGACCACAGGUACCCAGCCGGUGCUGGACGUGAAGCCCGAGGCCAUUCACCAACGAGUCCCCCUUAUUCUGGGGUCCCCGGAUGAUGUGCAGGAAUAUCUCACCUGCGUACAGAGAAGCCAGGCAGGCAAGUAGUGAGUUUGACCCUGCAAGCCCUCUUCUUUUCGUCUUGUCCUCUGCAUUAAGAACCCUAAAUGACUCAUAGGCAGAAACAGCGGUGAUGAGUCACAACAGGCCAGUCCACCCAACCACAAACAGAAAAGCAGCAUCAACCUGCUCAGGACAGGUCUAGAGGCCAGAGGAGACUCUGACCUCAGUGCACAUGGCUAAGAAUAAAGAUCCACAUGUGAAAAGAA